Molecule: messenger RNA, 3777 nt
Organism: Microtus oregoni (creeping vole)
Lineage: Eukaryota; Metazoa; Chordata; Mammalia; Rodentia; Cricetidae
Product: probable ubiquitin carboxyl-terminal hydrolase FAF-Y
Exons: 18
Biological process (GO): protein deubiquitination; cell migration
Cellular component (GO): cytosol; nucleus
Molecular function (GO): cysteine-type deubiquitinase activity; cysteine-type endopeptidase activity
Source: RefSeq, a predicted model, not a curated record
ACCUAUACGGCAGUUGGCACAGGAGCAGUUCUUCUUAAUGUGUACCAGAUGUUGCAUGGGACAUAAACCUCUGAUGUUCUUCAUUACUCUACUCUUUACCAUUCUGGGGAGUGUCACAACAGAAAGGGGGAAAUAUUCAGAAGAAUACUUCACACUUUUGAGGCGUCUUCUCACUCAUGCUUACAACUGCAGUGUUCUUGUACCCAAUGCUGAUGUUCUUCUUAGUGAUGAAAUUGACUGGCUCAAAAGGGUUAGGGAUUGUGUUAAAGACUCAGGUGAAGCAGGUGUUGAAGAUCCGAUCUUGGAAGGCCAUCUUGGAGUAACAAAAGAGUUACUAGCCUUUCAAACUCCAGAGAAAAAAUACCAUAUUGGUUGUGAAAAAGGAGGUACUAAUCUUGUUAAAGAACUAAUUGAUGAUUUCAUCUUUCCUGCAUCUAAAGCUUACCUCCAAUAUAUGAGUAGUGGAGAACUGCCAGCCAAGCAAGCUGUUCCAGUCUGUGGUUCACCAACUACAGUUAAUGCUGGGUUUGAACUACUCGUAGCCUUGGCUUUUGGCUGUGUAAGGAAUCUUAAUCAGAUAGUAAACUGUUUGACUGAAAUGUAUUAUUUAAGCACAACAAGAACAACUUGUGAAGCACUUACUGAGUGGGAAUAUCUACCACCUGUUGGACCGCGCCCACCAAAAGGAUUUGUGGGACUCAAAAAUGCUGGUGCUACUUGUUAUAUGAACUCAGUGAUCCAGCAACUAUACAUGAUUCCUCUUAUCAGGAAUAGUAUUCUUUCAAUUGAAAACAUAGGGAGUAAUAUAAAUGAUGAUACAUUCAAGGAUGAAAAGCAGGACAGUAAGAGUCAUGUUGAUCCCAGAGAUAUAUUUGGAUAUCCUCAUCAGUUUGAAGACAAACCCACAUUAAGUAAAGUAGAAGAUAGAAAAGAGUACAACAUUGGUGUUUUAAAACACCUUCAGAUAAUCUUUGGACAUUUAGCUUCUUCUCAACUACAAUACUAUGUGCCCAGAGGAUUCUGGCAACAAUUCAGGCUUUGGGGUGAACCUAUUAAUCUUCAUGAACAACAUGAUGCAUUAGAGUUUUUUAAUUCUUUGGUGGAUAGUUUAGAUGAAGCUUUUAAAGCUUUAGGACAUCCAACCAUGAUAAGUAAUGUCCUUGGAGGAUCCUUUGCUGAUCAGAAGAUUUGCCAAGGAUGCCCACAUAAGUAUGAGUGUGAAGAAUCUUUUACAACUCUGAAUGUAGACAUUAGAAAUCACCAAAAUCUUCUUGAUUCUUUGGAACAGUAUAUCAAGGGAGAUUUAUUAGAAGGUGCAAAUGCAUAUCAUUGUGAAAAAUGUGAUAAAAAGGUUGAUACAGUAAAGCGCCUACUGAUUAAAAAACUCCCUACUGUUCUUGCUAUCCAACUGAAACGAUUUGACUAUGACUGGGAAAGAGAAUGUGCAAUCAAAUUCAAUGAUUACUUUGAAUUCCCAAGAGAACUGGAUAUGGAACCUUACACAGUAGCAGGCGUCACAAGACUGGAAGCUGAUAGUGUAAAUCCAUUGACUCAUUUAAUUCAGCAGAAUGAGCAAUGUGAAAGUGUGAUAGCAGGAAGCACAAAGUAUAGACUUGUUGGUGUCCUUGUUCACAGUGGUCAAGCAAAUGGUGGACAUUAUUAUUCUUACAUCAUUCAAAGAAAUAGUAAAGACAGUGAGAGGGGUCGCUGGUUCAAAUUUGAUGACGGGGACGUGACAGAGUGUAAGAUGGAUGAUGACGAAGAAAUGAAAAAUCAGUGCUUUGGUGGAGAGUACAUGGGAGAAGUGUUUGACCAUAUUAUGAAACGCAUUUCAUACAGGCGUCAGAAAAGGUGGUGGAAUGCGUAUAUUCUGUUUUAUGAACAGAUUAGUACAACUGAUGAAGACAAGAUGGUAACACCUAUAUCAAAGCUAACAGUCACAAGACCUCAUCAGAUUAUGUCACCAGCCAUUCAGAGAAAUGUAUGGAAACAAAAUGUGCAAUUCCUGCAUAAUCAAAUGCAGUAUAGCUUAGAAUAUUUUCAGUUCAUUAAGAAACUGCUUACCUGUAAUGCUGUGUACUUAAACCCUGCUCCAGGACAAGAUCAUUUGCCACCUGAAGCGGAAGAUAUUACAAUGAUUAGCAUUCAGCUAGCUGCUAGAUUCCUUUUUACAACUGGAUUUCAUACUAAGAAAAUAGUCCGUGGCCCUGCUGAUGACUGGUGCGAUGUGCUGUGUAUUCUUCUCCGUCACAGCAAGAAUGUACGAUUUUGGUUUGCUCACAAUGUCCUAUUUAAUGUAUCAAAUCGUUUUUCUGAGUAUCUCCUGGAAUGUCCAAGUGCAGAAGUGAGAGGUACAUUUGCAAAGCUUAUCGUAUCCAUUGCACAUUUUUCUUUGCAAGAUGGAUCUUAUCCUUCACCCUUUUUAUCACCUUUUGCAAGUCCAGCACCUUGUGGUCAGAUAUGUGAUAAUUUGAACUUGAGUGAUCAUUUACUAAAAGCUGUAUUAAAUCUCUUGAGAAGGGAAGUUUCUGAACAUGGGCGACAUUUACAGCAAUACUUCAGUUUAUUUGUAAUGUAUGCCAGUUUAGGUUUGGCAGAAAAAGCUCAGCUUCUAAAACUAAAUGUACCUGCUAUCUUUAUGCUUGUGUCUUUGGAUGAAGGGCCAGGUCCUCCAAUUAAAUACCAGUAUGCUGAGUUAGGUAAGUUAUACUCAGUAGUAUCUCAACUGAUACGAUGUUGCAGUGUCUCAUCAAGAAUGCAGUCUUCAAUCAGUGGUAAUUCCCCUCUUCCAAAUCCUUUUGGUGACCCAAAUUUGUCACAGCCCAUAAUGCCAAUUCAGCAGAAUGUGGAUGACAUUUUAUUUGUAAGAACCACUUAUGUGAAGAAAAUUAUUGAAAACUACAGCAACUCAGAGGAAACAGUCAAGUUACUUUGCUUCUGCUGCUGGGAGAAUCCCCAAUUCUCAUCUUCUGUUCUCAGCGAACUGCUUUGGCAGAUUGCAUAUUCAUAUACAUAUGAACUUCGGCAACAUUUGGAUCUACUCUUGCAAAUUAUUCUGAUGGAGGAUUCCUGGCAAACUCAUAGAAUUCAUAAAGCACUUAAAGGAAUUCCAAAUGAUCGAGAUGGGCUGUUUGAUACAAUUCAGCGUUGUAAGAAUCACUACCAAAAAAGAGCAUAUCAGUGUAUUAAAUGCAUGGUAACUCUCUUUAACAGUUGUCCUGUUGCCUACCAAAUCUUACAGGGUAAUGGAGAUCUUAAAAAGGAAUGGACUAGGGCAGUUGAAUGGCUCGGAGAUGAACUUGAAAGAAGAACAUAUUCUUGUAAUCCUCACUGCACUUACAGCAAUUCUUCUCCUCCAAUACAAAGCAAUGAAACAUCAGACGGUUAUUUUUUAGAGAGAUCUCAUAGUGCAAAAAUGACACUUGCAAAAGCCUGUGACCUGUUGCCAGAAAAGAAUUAUGUACCUGAACAGCCAUAUUCAAAUCGAGGAGCACAUCUCUUGAAUAACCCUCAGAAAAACGAUGAACCACAAGAAACUUAUGAAAGCAAUGAAGAAGUAUCUUCACCCCUAACAAAGGAUCAGUGACACACAAAUAAAUAACUGGUUUGUUGUGUCAGUGCAUUUUGGCCUUAUAUGCAGAGCUUUUUCUGUGCCUGCUUAGUAUUUAAAAGUAUAAAAAGAGAUUCCAAAUAAACAUGGAGUUGGAAGUAUUUGUUGUGUUUAUUGUGAUUAUAUAAAUCACCUACUGUGGAAUAUGUAUAGUGUUUUAUGAUGAA